CACAAUAAUGCCGAAGAAGAUAGACACAACAAGUGAAAAUGGCGCGGUCUCUGAAAAUUAGCAACGGAGUGUAGUCUCUUUCUCUGUGAAACUUCUCUUAGUGCCCAGUGCCCAAAAAUGCCACUGUCCACUCAUUCUCAACCAGGAGAUGAGCACUAUGUCCUUGUUGCGACUCUGGAUAACGUCAGAAAUCUUUCCAACAUCCUUAAAGCCAUUACUUUUAAAGACCAUGCCAUUUUUAACGCCACUCAGAAUGGAUUGAAAGUGACUGUCGAGGACUCAAAGUGUUUGCAAGCAAAUGCCUUCAUACAGGCUGACAUCUUUCAGGAGUUUGUCAUCAAAGAAGAUUCUGUGGGAUUUCAAAUUAAUCUUACAGUCCUUCUCGAUUGCCUCACAAUAUUUGGGGGAAGCACAGUACCAGGUGUCACAACAGCAUUGCGCAUGUGCUACAGUGGUUAUGGAUUUCCCCUCACACUCUUUCUUGAAGAGGGUGGGGUGGUGACCGUGUGUAAAAUCAAUACCCAGGAGCCUGAGGAACCAAUAGACUUUGACUUCUGCAGCACAAAUGUCACCAAUAAGGUCAUCUUACAGUCAGAUAGCCUGAGAGAGGCCUUCUCUGAGCUGGACAUGACAAGUGAGGUCCUUCAAAUCACAAUGUCUCCCUCUCAGCCAUUUUUCAGGUUGUCCACAUUUGGAAACUCUGGAAAUGCACAUUAUGAUUACCCCAAGGACUCAGACAUGAUGGAGCUCUUCCAGUGCACAAAAACACAGACCAACAGAUAUAAGAUGUCCUUACUAAAGCCUUCAACAAAAGCAUUGGCUCUGUCAUGCAAGGUGUCUGUGCGGACAGAUUCCCGUGGAUUUCUGUCACUGCAGUACCUGGUUCGCAAUGAUGAUGGGCAGAUCUGCUUUGUGGAGUAUUUCUGUUCACCAGAUGAAGAAGUUGAUGAAGAAUGAUAUUGUAAAGGAUUCUUUAUUUAUUACACCAAAAUGUUCAGCUGCAUUACAUUGCUGAACUCAUUAAUGAUUUUCUUGCUCUGAUUGCAUAGGUCUGUCAACAAGGUCAGAGUUUAUGUCAGCGAAACUGUACAGAGGACAUUAUAUGGUGUAUUGUAUUUAAUGUGUGUUUGAAUAAAGAAAAUGAAAAAAAAAAAAAAG
Alosa alosa (allis shad) is the source of this 1158-nucleotide messenger RNA. It is a transcript of the gene rad1, whose product is annotated as RAD1 homolog (S. pombe). The record is from RefSeq and is a predicted model, not a curated record. Gene Ontology annotation, biological process: DNA damage checkpoint signaling; DNA repair. Gene Ontology annotation, cellular component: nucleus; checkpoint clamp complex. Gene Ontology annotation, molecular function: 3'-5' exonuclease activity. The coding region runs from base 118 to 957 and encodes 279 amino acids. The transcript has 6 exons. NCBI's taxonomy places the organism in Eukaryota, Metazoa, Chordata, Actinopteri, Clupeiformes, Clupeidae.